Python bivittatus (Burmese python) is the source of this 1565-nucleotide messenger RNA. It is a transcript of the gene TFB2M, whose product is annotated as transcription factor B2, mitochondrial. The record is from RefSeq and is a predicted model, not a curated record. Gene Ontology annotation, molecular function: mitochondrial transcription factor activity; rRNA (adenine-N6,N6-)-dimethyltransferase activity. Gene Ontology annotation, biological process: transcription initiation at mitochondrial promoter; rRNA methylation. NCBI's taxonomy places the organism in Eukaryota, Metazoa, Chordata, Lepidosauria, Squamata, Pythonidae. Gene Ontology annotation, cellular component: mitochondrial matrix.
GUCCGGCUGCGAACGGUGCUCGUUGUCGAGCUCCGCAAGGUCACCACGUGAGGGCUGGUGCCCGCUCGGUGCUCGAGAGUGGCGAUGAUGGUCGUUGCGGUGGUUUCCCCUCUCUUCAUGGGAAGGCAGUUGACCCUGGCCGCCUCGGGUUUACCCUCUGGGCUGCGGCUCUCGGUGCGGGGCCUGAAGGGUCAGAAUGUAAGACCCAGACUCCACAGCCCGGUAAAAUCCUGCCCUCCUCUGGAAGCUAAAACCGCCGGGAUGGUCAAGAACCGGGAGCAGGUUUCGACUUCAGUUCGAAAGUUCAUCGGCUACCCCACGCUAGCGGGCAAAGUGGCCACCCAGCUGAUGAGUGGGCGAAAUGUUGAGGAGUCCAGAACCUUCUUCCUGGAAUUCGAGGCAGGUCCUGGAGUCUUGACUCGAAGCCUCCUUAAUGCUGGAGCCCACGUUAUAGCUCUAGAGAGUAAUAAAUCCUUUCUUCCUAAGUUAAAGUCUCUAAAGAAAGAAUUUGAAAGCCAGUUGGAAGUGGUGUGCUGUAACUUCAUAAAAUUGGAUGCUAAUCCAUACGGAUUGUUAAAGGAGUCUGAAUUAUGUUCUGAAACACUUUUUAAGAACCUGGGAAUCUUUGAAGUUCCUUGGACAGCAGAUAUUCCUCUAAAAGUGGUUGGAAUUGUCCCAAGAAAAGAAGAACGGGUCUUCGUUUGGAGACUUAUUUAUUUUUUAUAUGAAUGCAGCUCUAUAUAUAAUUAUGGAAGAAUAGAAUUGAACUUGUUUGUCAGUGAAAGAAUGUACAAGGUUUUUGUUGCAAAACCUCCAGAUAAAAGAACUUAUCAAUCAUUAAGUGUACUUUGGCAAACAGCUUGUGAUAUUCAACUUCUGCACAAGGAGCCCUGCUCUUCAUUUUUAACUAAGUCAAAGAACAGCUGCUCUAUACCAAAUAGUGCGAAUGAAUAUUUAUAUUUAGUACGACUGACACCACGCAAAGAUUUAUUUACAGACUUCUUGACAAUCAGUAAUUCAAGAAUAUUUGUUAUGAUGGUAAAGCAGUGUUUUGCUAAAUCCACAAGUAGGCUACUCAACAAAUUGAAUUUAUGGACUUACGAGAAUGCAAAGAACCUGUUGAGAGAGUUAGAGAUUCCAGAAAAUACUACAGCUGGUGGUUUAUAUCCAGAAGUGUACAAAUCUCUUUUUGAACUUAUGGAACAGUCUAAUCGAAUUGAUCAAAGUUUAUUCUAUGAUGUUGAUUUAUUGGCAGAUGAUAGCAUAAUUUUUUAAAGUGAAAUAUAUUUAAUUUAAACUGUCUUUUUGUAAAUUGAAAUAUGAUACAGAGGACCACGCCUUGAAAUCUUACAAAGAAAAUAAUCCCUGUGUAUAUGAAGAUGGCAGUUCUAGAAAAUUCAAGCUAUUCAAGCAAGGAUAAAAUGAUGGAUCCUGUGUGAUCAACUCUGACGUGCAAAGACAAAUCCAAAAUAUUGUAGCAAAUUAACUUUAUUCUUAGACCUUGUAAGGCAGGCUCUGUUUGGAAAACAGGUCAAAUGUGAUGUGCUUUGUUUGUCUCAGAAAAA